UUUUAUCCUGUUCUAGGAAUUUGACAUUUUUAUUUAUUAAUUUCAGAUUUAACAUGAAUGGAAUACUGAGAACAAGUUGUUUACUACAGGUUAAAAAACCGUAUUCUUUAACCUCUGUAAGAAGUAUAGUUAGAGACCUAACAGAACAAGAAACCCCCUCACUGGGCAGCCCUUCAGAGACCAAUCUAAAUAGAAUUGAGUUUCCACCCUUCAUAAAGGAUAUUUUUAUCGGCACCUUCAAUAAAUCCAUCCUGUCAUACGCUGAGGUCUUAAAUUAUGAAAGAUAUUUUGUUCUCAACGAGCAGGUUCGCCAACUCUCAGCUUUCCUGGCUGAGAAUAAAGAAAUCUUGUCUUGUAUAAACCAGCGUGGUUCUGUACCUGAUGAGAUAUUGAUGAAGAUGAAGAGUUUGGAUUUGCAUGGACUCAUGGUGCCUGCAGAGUACGGAGGGGCUGAACUCAUGAACACGGAGGUUCUCCGACUCUUCCAGGAGCUUGGAGUAGACCUUUCUCUCUCCGAACUGUUCAAUAUUAAUGAAAUUAUUUGUACGAAAGCAAUUGUUAACCACGGAUCCCAAGAUCAGAAAACUAAAUAUUUACCAAAGAUUUCCUCCGGCGAACUAUGGACCGGGUUCUGUUUUACGGAGAAGGGAGCAGGGUCGGAUCCGAACUCGGUUCAGGCUAAAGUCAAGUUCGACGAUUCCUUGGAUAUGUAUCGUCUGACUGGAACUAAAACCUGGGUUUCCAACGCUAUCCGCUCCAACCUGUUCCUGGUGUUUGCGAACCUGAAGGCUAAGAACUACUUGGGGGAGGAGGAGGAGAGCCUGACAGCGUUCCUGGUUGAGAAGGAUACUCCUGGGGUUGAGAUAUCCAUACCAAACCAGAUCGCUGGAUUCAACGGAUUGCAAGUCUGUGACGUAAACUUCAACUGUUUGAUACCAAAGUCUGCUAUAUUAGGGGAACCUGGAGCAGGGUUGGAGAUCCUAAAAAAGAUAAAUCAUGAAAAUAAAUAUUUCAUGACGGCUGGUAUCAUUACAAGGUUAAAAUCUCUGCUCAAGGAUACAGUUCAUCAUGCACUAGCCAGGAAACAGUUCGGCAACAAAUUGUCUGAGUUUGAGUUAAUCCGGAUACAGAUUGCUAAAUGUACAACAAAAAUCUACGCCCUGGAGAGUAUGCUCUACAUUACUUCCGGUCUGGCUGACGUUGGGAAAGAGCCUGAUAUCGAAGUCGAGUCUGCCAUUGUUAAACAGUAUGCCGUAGAAACAUUUGACUAUGUAACCCGUCACUGUCUAGCUAUACUCGGAGCUCAGACAAACCUCAAGGAAUCUAAAUACCAGGAGUUUAUUGCAGAGAACCAGGUUCUUCAAUCCUGGCAGGGUUCAAACAAUAUUAUUAAAUGUUUUAUUGCAAUCUCCGGAAUAUUGCAUUUAAUCAAAAACAAGGGUGAAUAUCUGAAACAAUGCAAUAGACCCGGGGUUCAUCCCAUCAAAUCCUUCAAGUAUAAAGUUAGAGCUGCUCGCCAUAAGGUUGAUUAUUCUCCGAAAACCUUUAUGUUGGAGCACUAUGUCCAUCCUAGAAUGGCUCGGGCAGCCCCGCAGGUCGAAUGGGCGGCACAUAAGCUGGCAAUCUGCGCGGAGAACGUUCUUCUCGACGAAGGUCUAAAUAUUCAGCUGAGGGAGUCGAAAUUAGAGAGAAUUAGCGACAUCGCCAUGGAGACCUACGCCAUGGUGUGCGUGCUAUCACGAGCAUCGCGCUCAUACGUUGUUGGACACGCACAUGCGCAGCACGAGGUAAGCCUCGCGAUCCCGUUUAUUUUUGAAUCCCGGCAAAGGGUUGAGGAGAAGGUGAAGCAGAUCUUGUACCAGACUGAGCUGCAGGGGGAGAGGGAUCUGUUCUACGAGGAUGCUGGAGCAUACGUUCUUGAACACGGUGGAUACUGUGCUGUUAAUCCUUUAGUUAAGAAUUCUGUAUAAAUUUAGUUUUAUUCAUUCUGAGAAGAAAUCAUGUUUUUUUUACUUGUUCCAGA
Eurytemora carolleeae is the source of this 2023-nucleotide messenger RNA. Its product is annotated as acyl-CoA dehydrogenase family member 9, mitochondrial. Gene Ontology annotation, molecular function: acyl-CoA dehydrogenase activity; flavin adenine dinucleotide binding. The transcript is spliced from 3 exons. The record is from RefSeq and is a predicted model, not a curated record. Lineage: Eukaryota; Metazoa; Arthropoda; Copepoda; Calanoida; Temoridae. Bases 54 to 1970 code for a protein of 638 amino acids.